AUGGUUAUGAUGCAGUCACCAAAAUCCGACUCCGGACAGCCGGGAAGCCCUCCUUUGUCACAGCCAAACUCUCCUUCGCUUUCGCAGGGAAAAAGUCCAGUGAUUAACGAGAAACUUUCUAGUAAUAUGUUACUAAGCCUUACACCAACUGCAGCUAGUCCAUCGGAGACUCCACAAUCGAAUAUACAUUCCCCACAAUCUUUCAACUCUGACGGAUUGCUGAUUAGAUUUCAAGAUUAUCAGUUAUUAGACAGCAAAAACUUUGAAUUGAAGAAUAAAUUUGCUCUUCUCUCCAAAGAGAAGAGUAGUCAUCGCUCUUCAAAUAGUGAUCAUAUAGUGUAUACUAAAAGUGACCGUGAUCUUUUGGAACCAAGUGCGAAAUUUUCGAUAGAAAGACUUAAACAGUUGGCCGAUCAUAACAUACACAAUCGUUUAAGCCCAUCUGAUCUUGACAAAGUACCUUCUGGAAAAUACUCCAUUGACCAUAGUGCAAAAUAUGUGGUGCCAAAAGAACCCGGAAUGCAAUCGAUACAAAAUCAAUCUUUUCCGUCGGUACUUUCCGUCCCAGUGAUCUCAGCGCCGUCGGUACUGACCAGCUUACAGACGGUCGGGCAACAUGCAGCCUUCGAAUCUUCCAGACAGCAACAAUCAUCAUCUCAACACCCGGAGCAUAUCAAACAAGAUUCACAUCCACCCCAACAGCAUUCCUUCGCUAUUAAAUAUCCGCCGAGAAGUGUUUCACCGGCGGAUUUAGAUAUCGAGAGAUUCAAGAUUGCGCGGUCUAUAACAAAUGGAAAGGAACUAUCGGAUUUUGGCUUUCGGAUACAGCUAGGUGGCCUGUCAAGCAAUUAUGCAAGAAGUGAUACCAGUGAAGAGCUGAUCGUAGAUGGAAAUGAGGAUAGUUCACACGAUGCUACUUCGGGUUGUCCUGUCGAUCUGACGCGUUCUAUAGAUAGCAGCAGUGCGAAAUCAUUGGCCACCAGUGACCAAGAAAUCACACCAAAGCGAUUAGCAUUUUCCGUGGAAAAUAUUUUGGACCCAAACAAGUUCAAUGGUAAACAAAAUCAAAACAAUAACAACUGCAGUGGCAUCAAUCACAACAACAACAAUAACAAUAAUAGCACUAGUCAAAACGAUAAAUCCAACUUUCAUAGUAAUAUUAAUAACAACAACAAUAAUAACAAAUUCUGGAGCGGAUUUGAUCGAGAUGACAGAGCAGAUGACGACCAAAGUGAUUCACGAUCAGCAAAAGAUAUGAACGAUAUCGAACAGGACGAGCUUGGAGAUGAUACGAUGGGAAGCGACAUCGAUGACCACGCAAGUGAGACCGAUUCUAAAAAGGAUGGCGGCAGCAGUCGAUCGGGUGAUGGCAAAUCACAAGGCAACAGCUCUAAACCCAGAAGGGCGCGUACAGCAUUCACCUAUGAGCAACUGGUGUCAUUGGAAAACAAAUUUAAAACCACCCGAUAUUUAUCGGUUUGCGAGAGACUGAAUCUAGCGUUAAGUUUAAGCCUCACCGAAACUCAGGUGAAAAUCUGGUUUCAAAAUCGUAGAACAAAAUGGAAGAAGCAAAAUCCAGGAAUGGAUGUAAAUAGUCCGACUGUGCCACCUCCAAAUAGCGGAGGAUCUUUUGGUCCUGGAUCGUACGCCAGCAGCCUUCUGUACCCACACGCUGUGCCCUAUCCUCCGUAUGGACCAUACUUUCAUCCAUUAGGUGCCCACCACUUAGGUCAUUCACACUCGUAA
Messenger RNA from Sabethes cyaneus, 1746 nucleotides. RefSeq names its product homeobox protein slou (gene slou). Lineage: Eukaryota; Metazoa; Arthropoda; Insecta; Diptera; Culicidae. Gene Ontology annotation, molecular function: RNA polymerase II cis-regulatory region sequence-specific DNA binding; DNA-binding transcription factor activity, RNA polymerase II-specific. The transcript has 5 exons. The coding region runs from base 1 to 1746 and encodes 581 amino acids. The record is from RefSeq and is a predicted model, not a curated record. Gene Ontology annotation, cellular component: nucleus. Gene Ontology annotation, biological process: regulation of transcription by RNA polymerase II; cell differentiation.